AUGGCGGGGAAGAACAUGAUGAAACUUGCCAUAUUGAGCCUCUCUUUCGUGGUGCUUGUGGCCAUGGUGAUUGGGUUGAUCGUAACAGUCAACAAAUAUUCGGAAGAGAAGCCUGAAAGCACGAAACUUGAUGAGGACGUAAAGGCUUCAAUCAAAGCCGUUUGCGAGAACACAGAUUACAAGCGUACUUGCGUUGAAAGCCUCUCAGGAGCCUCCACGAAGUCGACCAAUCCUUAUGACCACAUAAAGACCAUGUUUGAGAUCACGAUUAAGCAGCUUGAUGCUGCGGUGAAAAACUCUUCGUUUAUGAACGAGAUCCAUAGAGACCCAAGAACCAAUGAUGCUCUCAAGGGUUGCAAGGAGCUUGCAGGCCUUGCUGUUAUGGAUUUGAGGAGAGCUUUCGACAAAAUGAGCGGUUUCAGUCUCAAUGAGUUUGGCCAAGCUCUUGUCGAAUUGAAGAUAUGGAUGAGUGGUGCGAUAACUUACGAACAAACUUGCCUAGAUGGGUUUGAAAAGACACAAGGAAACGCAGGAGAGAAAAUGAAGAAAGCUUUGAAGAAAUCCAUGGAGUUAACAAGCAACUGCCUUGCCAUGACUACAGAUAUCUCACAGGCUCUUCAAGAAGUUGCUGUACCCCAGACUACAAAUCGUCGUCUGCUAACCUUAUUCAGCACCGAUUACAAUAUUCCCGAAUGGGUAGAUGCUACAGAUGAAAAUGUGUUGGAGAAAACGUCGAUGAAGAUCGAUCGAGACCUUACGGUUGCACAAGAUGGGAGUGGAGAUUUUGAGUCGAUAAACGAAGCUUUGAAAUUCAUUCCUGUUAGGGGGAAGGAGAGGUAUGUGAUGUACAUUAAAGAGGGAAUUUACAAAGAGAUAGUCCAGUUCCCUAAAAACUUGACUCAUAUAAUGAUAAUUGGUGAUGGACCCAGUAAGACAAGGAUCACUGGAAACUUGAACUUCAUUGAUGGAGUUACCACCUACCAUACUGCAACUGUUGCUGUUUCUGGAGACUUUUUCAUUGCGAGGGACAUUGGGUUCGAGAACACAGCCGGUCCCGAAAAGCACCAGGCCGUAGCGUUGCGCGUUAGUGCAGACAGAGCGAUCUUCUACAACUGCCACAUGGACGGUUAUCAAGACACCCUUUACGUGCACACGUAUCGCCAGUUCUAUCGUGACUGCACCAUCUCGGGCACCAUUGAUUUCCUUUUUGGGGACAGUGCAGUGGUGUUCCAAAACUGCAUCAUGGUUGUUCGAAAGCCAAUGGACAACCAGAAUUGCAUUGUUACAGCACAAGGCCGAAAGGAAAACCGACAGCCAACAGGAAUCGUCCUCCAGAAUUGCAGCAUUGUGGCAGAUCCAGUAUACUUUCCGGUGAGGAAGGAAAUCAAAUCGUACCUUGGACGGCCAUGGAAGCAGUAUUCAAGAACAAUCAUCAUGGAAUCCUUCAUCGAUGAUUUGAUUCAGCCUCAAGGGUGGUUGCAAUGGAACCAAACUUUCGCUUUCGAUACCCUUUUUUACACUGAAUUCAAUAACCAUGGCCCAGGAUCUUCCAAGUUAGAGCGUGUACAAUGGCCUGGGGUGAAAGAACUACCAGCGAGUCGAAUCAAACGCUUUACGCCUGGAAAAUUCAUCACGGGUGACUCAUGGAUCCCACCAACAGGUGUUCCUUAUACCUCAGAUUUCAUCUAUGAACCCCCGAAAGAUGAUCCGAAGAACGAUUACAGUAAGAAAUCUAACGAAGAGGAUAGAGACUAUACUCCCACUCCAGAGAAGGAAAAGAAGCAAAAGAAGCCAAAGAAAAAGAAGAAACCAAAGAAAGAGAAGGAUGAAUCUUCAGAUAAGCAAAAAGCACCAGCUGAAGGUCCUAGCAGCAUGGCUGAGAGUGAGAUAAGUGCACCAUAUGCAAGCCCAGCACAGCCACCAUCACAAGGAGCAUCCCCAACACCCAAAAACGGAUCUUUUCUGAGGAAAGUUUUUGGAUUAUUUACGAAAAGUAAUCACUAG
Messenger RNA from Cynara cardunculus var. scolymus (artichoke), 2004 nucleotides. Its product is annotated as pectinesterase-like. Gene Ontology annotation, molecular function: pectinesterase inhibitor activity; pectinesterase activity. Bases 1 to 2004 code for a protein of 667 amino acids. Lineage: Eukaryota; Viridiplantae; Streptophyta; Magnoliopsida; Asterales; Asteraceae. The record is from RefSeq and is a predicted model, not a curated record. Gene Ontology annotation, biological process: cell wall modification. The transcript has 2 exons.